AUGGCUGAUACAACUUUUCAAAUCACUAAGGAGGAAUUCAAACUUUUUCAUAAGAUUGACAGAACACUUUAUUAUGUCUUAGUUAUUGACCUCCUACGUGAUCCUUUUGAAUCAAUGCAAACAUUGGCAUUGUGGAUUUGGUUGGAGAGAACAUGUCGUUGCAAGGAUGUUAUCAACAAGAUAUUAUCCUUACCUCAUUUUUUAAUUAAUCAACUUGCUGAUGAAGGUGCAACAUGUCUCAAAUGCAUUGAGAACAAUCGAUUUCUGUCUUCAACUUAUGCAAGUGAUAUUUUUCUAACUCAAAAUCUCACUAAAAAGGGAUUAUCUCUCCUAUUUUUCCAUCAAAAUAGGGACAGUGCAACAAGUGGGAUAAGAAAGAUUGUAAAUGAGGUUUGUUUCAAUGCAUUGUUAGAUAUUAUGGAAAAAGCUUUGAAAAUAAGUUUUGAACAAACCUUGAUGGAAAGAAAUAUGUCAAUGGUGCCGCCUCCCGGUGAUUCAUCUUUAAUUGAAAGAUUUUCUCAGUUAGGAAAUGGAUGUGACAUGUCUUAUAUAAGGAUGAAGGGACACAAUGUACCAGAUGAAGAACGGACCAUGUUUGUUACUUUCUCCAAAGGCUACCCUGUUGCUGAAUGGGAAAUCAGGGAAUUCUUUAAACCAUAUUUUGGAGACUGCAUUGACUACAUUCUAAUGCAGGAGGUGAAGUCUCAUGAACAGGCUCUUUAUGCUCGAAUCGUGUUUGUUAUGCCUGAAAUUAUUGAGUUUAUUCUCAAAGAUGAUUCCAAAGCUAAAUUUAAUAUCCAUGGGAAGCAUGUGUGGAUGCGAAAGUUUGUCCCCAAAAAAGGGAACUCAUUCAUACCAUAG
This is a messenger RNA of Solanum stenotomum, 861 nucleotides long. RefSeq lists its product as uncharacterized. The coding region runs from base 1 to 861 and encodes 286 amino acids. Lineage: Eukaryota; Viridiplantae; Streptophyta; Magnoliopsida; Solanales; Solanaceae. The transcript has a single exon. The record is from RefSeq and is a predicted model, not a curated record.